Molecule: messenger RNA, 1605 nt
Organism: Loxodonta africana (African savanna elephant)
Lineage: Eukaryota; Metazoa; Chordata; Mammalia; Proboscidea; Elephantidae
Gene: ZP4
Product: zona pellucida glycoprotein 4
Exons: 12
Coding region: 1-1605 (534 amino acids)
Biological process (GO): prevention of polyspermy; binding of sperm to zona pellucida
Cellular component (GO): egg coat
Molecular function (GO): structural constituent of egg coat; acrosin binding
Source: RefSeq, a predicted model, not a curated record
AUGCAGCUACUGCAGUGCAUCUUACUCUAUGUUCAGUUAUCUUUGGCUUUGAGUGGCCAGGAUGAGCCUGUGGCACCAGAAUACCCAGGUGUGCUCCACUGUGGGCCCCAGGGUUUCCAGUUCACUACAAACCUUCCAAGCCAGGAGGCAGGAAGUCCUCCUGUACUAAUAGCUUGGGACAAUGAAGGACUGCUGCACAGGCUGCAGAAUGACCCAGACUGUGGGACCUGGGUCAGGGAGGGCACAGGCAGCUCUGUGGUGUUGGAGGCAUCCUAUAGUGGCUGCUAUGUUACUGAGCAGGACUCUCAUUAUAUCAUGCUGAUUGGGGUUGAAGGAACAGAUGCAGCUGGACACAAGAUAGUGACAAAGAUGAAGGUGCUCAAGUGCCCUAUGGGCCCUCAAGAUGGCCCAGAUGCUGACCUCUGUGACUCUGUCCCAGUCUGGGACAGGAUGUCAUGUGCUCCUUUGCCCAUCACUCAAGGAGACUGUGAAUCCCUAGGCUGCUGCUACAAUUCUGAAGAGAAUUCCUGUUACUAUGGAAACACAGUGACUUCACACUGUUCUCAAGAUGGCCAGUUCUCCAUCGCAGUGUCUCAGAACGUGACCUCGCCCCCACUGCUCCUGAAUUCUGUGCGCUUGGUCUUCGGGAAUGGCAGUGAAUGUAACCCUGUGAUGACAACACAUGCCUUUAUCCUGUUCCAGUUUCCGUUUACUUCCUGUGGUACUGUAAGACAGAUGACUGGAGGCCAGGCUGUAUAUGAAAACCAACUGGUUGCAAAUAGGGAUGUAAGAACGUGGACCCAUGGUUCUAUCACUCGUGACAGUAUCUUCAGGCUUCGGGUCAGCUGCAGCUACUCUGUACGUGGCAAUGUUCUUCCAGCUAAUGUCCAGGUUUUUACUCUCCCACCACCCCAUCCUGACACGCAGCCUGGAACCCUCACUCUGGAACUUCAGAUUGCCAAAGACAAAAGCUAUAGCUCCUACUAUACUAUUGAUGACUACCCAGUCGUGAAGUUCCUUCGGGAUCCCAUUUACGUGGAGGUCUCCAUCCUCCAUAGAACAGACCCCUUCCUAGCAUUACUGCUUCAUCAUUGUUGGGCUACCCCUAGCACAAACCACCUGUAUGAACCGCAGUGGCCCAUAUUGGUGAACGGAUGCCCCUACAUCGGAGAUAAUUAUCAGACCCAACUGAUCCCUGUCCAGGAUACCACGGGCCUUCCAUUUCCUUCUUACUACCAGCGCUUCAGCGUUUUCACCUUCACUUUUGUGGACUCUAAGGCAAAGCAGGCACUCACAGGACCGGUGUAUCUGCACUGCAGUGUAUCACUAUGCCGACCUGCUGGCACACCAUCUUGUAUGGUGACUUGUCCAUCUGGCAGCCGAAGUGGCAGAAACUCUGACACUCAUUUUCAGAAUGAUACUGCCAGCAUUUCUAGCAAAGGGCCAAUGAUUCUCCUCCAAGCCUCUAAGGACUCUUCAGAAAAACUUCAUCAGUAUUCAAGCUCUCCUGUAGACUCCCAAGCUCUAUGGGUGGCUGGUCUUUCUGGAACCUUAAUCACUGGAGCCUUGUUAAUGUCCUACUUGGCUAUUAGAAAAUGGAAAUGA